AUGAUUGUACUCCAUGAAUAUCCUUUGUAUCUUGUUGAUUACAUUGGCUUUAGAAGAUUUGUAAGUGCACUACAGCCAUUGUUCAAGAUGGUGACUAGGAACACUAUUAGGAAGGAUAUAAUGGAUGCAUACAAGGAGAAAAAAAGAAAGGCAUUGCAAUAUAUGAUUGGAGCAAAAUCAAGAGUGGCUAUUACUACAGAUAUGUGGACAUCUGAUAACCAAAGAAGAGGUUAUAUGGCUAUCACAGCUCAUUUUAUUGACGAUUCUUGGACUUUAAGAAAAAUCAUUAUAAGGUUCAUAUAUGUUCCUGCUCCACAUACUGCUGAAGUGAUUUGUGAGCAACUAUAUGAAGCUUUGGUGGAAUGGAAUCUUGAUGAGAAGAUCUCAACUGUCACUCUAGACAAUUGCACUACAAAUGAUGCGGGAAAGCUAUUUCAUAUGCGUUGUGCUGCCCAUAUUCUAAACUUAAUAGUAAAGGAUGGUUUAGAGGUAAUACAGCCUGCUAUUGCCAAAAUUCGUGAAAGUAUUGCUUUUUGGACAGCUACACCUAAAAGAGUAGAAAAAUUUGAGGAAAUUGCCAAUGCUCGUGUUGCAAUAAGACGGCCAACAGUUAUGAGAGCUAAUUGUGAGCUACAAAGGUACUUAGAGGAUGAGUUGAUUCCAGUUGAAACAGAGAAUUUUCAGAUCCUUGAUUGGUGGAAGGUGGCUGGAACAAGGUAUCCUACACUGAGGAAGGUAGCAUGUGAUAUAUUUGCUAUUCCAGUUAGCACUGUUGCUUCUGAAUCCGCCUUUAGCACUAGUGGUAGAAUUCUUAGUGAGCACCGCAGCCGGCUUACUCCAGACAUAUUGGAGGCGCUCAUGUAUAUUGAGAAUGGUGAAAGAUCUAAAUUAUUUUGGACUUGGCUUCAAGAGAUCCAGGACAAAGUUGAGGGACUUACACUUUGCUGA
Messenger RNA from Panicum hallii, 948 nucleotides. RefSeq names its product zinc finger BED domain-containing protein RICESLEEPER 2-like. The coding region runs from base 1 to 948 and encodes 315 amino acids. NCBI's taxonomy places the organism in Eukaryota, Viridiplantae, Streptophyta, Magnoliopsida, Poales, Poaceae. Gene Ontology annotation, molecular function: protein dimerization activity. The transcript is spliced from 7 exons. The record is from RefSeq and is a predicted model, not a curated record.